GCCCCAGGGGAGGGGGCGGGGCGGGCCGGAGGGACCUAGACACUGCCUCCCAGCCUCUGUCACCGCCGCCAGUCCGGCCCAGAGCAGCAACAGGUAGGAAGCUCCGGUCCCGGCCCCACAGCUGGUCCCUUUGCCUACUCCGUGGCCACCGUCUCUCCGCCUGGGAAUGAAUGAGUGAAUGAGUGAAUGAGUGAGUGAAUGAAUUCUUCUGCGUCUCCAUCGGCCUGUCUCUCGCUUUGUUCCUCUCUCCCACUUUCUGUUUCCAUCUCUCCCCAACCCCUCCAUCUCUCUCUCUGUCCUUCCCUUCUUUCCUCUGUCCCUCUAUCUCCCCGUCUCUGUCCCUUUAUCCCCUUGGUGUCUCUGCUCGUUCCUCCAUCCCCCCUUCCUCCAUUUCCCCUUCUGUCUCCUUUCUCCCACCCUCCAUCACCCCAUCCUCUCCCAUCCCAUCCGUCCAUCUCCUCCAUCCUCUCCCACCCCACACCCCCUCCCUCCAUCUCCCCAUCCUCUCCCACCCCACACCCCCUCCCUCCAUCUCGCCUGCUCUGUCCCCUCUGUCCCUUUGUCCCCUCGGUGCCUGUCUCCUUGUAUCACCCUGUUCCUUGCUCCCCCCUUCAUCUGUCCCUCUAUUUUCUCCUCCAUCACUUCAUUCCUCCCCCAGUCUCUCCCUUUCUCUAUUCCUCCCCGUCUCUUCAUUUCUCCCGUGCCUCAGUCUCUCCCUCCACUUCUCUGUCUCUGCCUCUGCGCGUCCCGUUGUCCCUCUGUCCAUCCAGUAGGCCUCUCCUCGGGUGCCCGAGUUGGGAUCCCCCAACCUUCUCCCCUGGCUGCUAAUGAGCAGAGGAGCCUUUGAGGUGGCCAGGGCUAGGGUGGGGGGGCUCCCUGAGGGUGGCGGAGGGGACAGCUGCUGCCAAGGCUCUAAUGAGGCCCCCUCUGUGCCCCUCCCGCAGCGAUCUUAAUUCCCCGUUCUCCCUGGAGCCACCGCUAAUUGGCCUGGGGAGGGGCCCCCUUCCUGGCUCUCGCUCUGCCCCCGGGGGGUGAGGACACCUGGAUUCUGAUCCAGCACCUGUGGCCCUGUCCUUCUGUCUCAGCCUCCCAUCUGUGCGCCCCUCCUUCCCUCCCUUGCCCCUCCCUGCUCUCUCCCCACCUGCCUUAGGUACCUCCAUCCGUGCACCCCUCCAUCGCUCCUCUUGUUCCUGUCCCCUUCAUCUGUCGCUCCCUCCACCAGCCCCUGGCCACCCCAUUCACGCGCCCUUCCACCCUCGCACCUGUUACCGGGGCUCGCUCCCUCGCCCCCACUUCGGGACCCAGACGUAUCCUAACCUACCCCUACAGCCCCCACUCCCGCGUGUCUUUAACCCCUUCCCCGCCGCAACCAUGUCCAACAACAUGGCCAAGAUUGCCGAGGCCCGCAAGACGGUGGAACAGCUGAAGCUGGAGGUGAACAUCGACCGCAUGAAGGUGUCGCAGGCAGCAGCCGAACUCCUGGCUUUCUGCGAGACGCAUGCCAAAGAUGACCCGCUGGUGACGCCAGUACCCGCCGCGGAGAACCCCUUCCGCGACAAGCGCCUCUUUUGUGUUCUGCUCUGAGCCCUCCGGACAGCUUACCCUCCCCUGCCAAAGUAUGGAUCCAAUAAACUUGGUAACUGUGGUGGUGCCUGUGCUUUCAGGGAGACUGAGGCACGCACAGAGCUUGGGGCCACCGUAGGGG
Messenger RNA from Pongo pygmaeus (Bornean orangutan), 1705 nucleotides. It is a transcript of the gene GNG8, whose product is annotated as G protein subunit gamma 8. The record is from RefSeq and is a predicted model, not a curated record. The transcript has 2 exons. Bases 1372 to 1584 code for a protein of 70 amino acids. Gene Ontology annotation, cellular component: heterotrimeric G-protein complex. Gene Ontology annotation, biological process: G protein-coupled receptor signaling pathway. NCBI's taxonomy places the organism in Eukaryota, Metazoa, Chordata, Mammalia, Primates, Hominidae. Gene Ontology annotation, molecular function: G-protein beta-subunit binding.